This is a messenger RNA of Pelagomonas calceolata, 1299 nucleotides long. The record is from the annotation of a GenBank genome assembly. NCBI's taxonomy places the organism in Eukaryota, Pelagophyceae, Pelagomonadales, Pelagomonadaceae.
AUGCGCGCCAGUUGCGAAGAGCUGCCACAGCCGGCUCCUGCGCCGCGCGCGCCCCUGGGCCCGUCGCGCGCGGAGAACUGCGCUGAGAUCGGGGAGGCCAAGAAGCAGGCAUGCGCCGCGGCAGCGCCGACCGCCGUCGCAAGGACGCCGCCGCGGCAGCGCCAGUCACCACUGCGACCGCACCAGUCCCUGCUGGACGCCGACGACGACGUCUGCACGCCCUCACCCAAUGUAACGGUGCGAGCGCGGCGGAAACGCCGCCGCCGCAAGGCCCUCGGGUCCGCCGAGAAGACGUUCGACGCGAAUCCCGCAUCGCCGCCGACGUCACCAUCAGCAGCGACGGUACCGCCGGUCUCACCGCGGUCCCUGCCCGCCACACCGACAAUCAAGUCGCCGCCGACGCACGCGCCCCUCUCCGAGCCGCCAUUACGACGACGCACCUCGCGGCGGUCGCUCGACGCGCUCGCGGAUGGCGCGGAGCGCGCGUCGCGGGCCCUCCCGCUACGAGAACGGGUCACGUUCAUGCGCCAGACGAGCCGCGACGCGGGCGUGAUUCAUCCGAACUCGGGCCCGCGGCGCCUCUGGGAUUUUUGUGCUGCGCUCGUCGCCGUCGCGAUGGUGCUCAACCCGAACGUUAAUGUGAUGGGGUCGGCCUUCUUCGUCGCUGACGCGGCGCUGAACCUGCACACGGGUUAUGUGGAUAAAGGAGGUACUUUGAUCUUACGACGCGGCCGCAUUAUGAGGCACUACGCCGCGGGCUGGCUCCUGCCGGACGUCCUGGGCGCGCUGGGCCCGAGCGCGCUGGCGGCGGUGCCGGCACCGAGGAGGUGCGCCGUCGGCUCCUACGACACGUGGUGGGCGCCUGUGUGGAAAUCAACAUUUUACGGCGCGUUCGUCCGACACACUGGUUGAUUUCCACACAGGUGGGCGCAGUGCAAGCCCCCACCGCCGGGACCCCUCCAGAUCGCGCGACGGAUUUUGAAGGCAUUCGACCUGAAGAGACGGCUCCGCGAGGCGGCCCCACGCAUCGGCGGCGUUGUGGACGCUUAUUUGGCCAGUUGGCUGCCCGACCUGCCGACGCUCAUCGCGCGGAUCCUGCGGCUGAUUCGUCUGUUGGUCGCGUUGCGCUGCGUCCGCUGGCUGAGGUUGGCGCAGUGCGGCUUCCGGGCCGUGCAGGUCGUGCGCUCGCGGAUGCGGCGGGCGAGCGCGCGGCGCGCGGCGAGCCGCGUCGUGAGCGUCGAGCACGACUCCAUCGCGCACGUGUUUCGCCGGGCGCGGCGGCGCUUCUCCGUCGUGUAG